Molecule: messenger RNA, 331 nt
Organism: Octopus bimaculoides (California two-spot octopus)
Lineage: Eukaryota; Metazoa; Mollusca; Cephalopoda; Octopoda; Octopodidae
Product: protein white-like
Source: RefSeq, a predicted model, not a curated record
GUUUCGAGCUAAUAUCGGGACACAGUUCGUUAAUGUACUCUGGCGUUCUUGGAUUACAGUCGUACGAGACCCGGCCAGUCUCAAAUUUCGUGGAAUCCAAACAUUUACUAUUGGAUUGUUACUUGGACUAAUCUACUUAAACCAAAGCAUCAAUCAAGAAGGAGUGAUGAAUAUUAAUGGUCUGCUCUUCAUUUUGGUGACAAACACUUCGUUUUCGAGUCAGUUCAUGGUUGUUAAUGUAUUUCCUCUCGAGAUGGGUGUGAUUCUAAGAGACUUCAAUAGCAAAUUAUAUUCCGUUGAAAUAUAUUAUUUUUGCAAAACAUUGGCUGAU